Molecule: messenger RNA, 1588 nt
Organism: Myxocyprinus asiaticus (Chinese sucker)
Lineage: Eukaryota; Metazoa; Chordata; Actinopteri; Cypriniformes; Catostomidae
Gene: rae1
Product: ribonucleic acid export 1
Exons: 13
Coding region: 103-1209 (368 amino acids)
Biological process (GO): transcription-dependent tethering of RNA polymerase II gene DNA at nuclear periphery; RNA export from nucleus
Cellular component (GO): nuclear pore
Molecular function (GO): RNA binding; ubiquitin binding
Source: RefSeq, a predicted model, not a curated record
GGAUGAACUGAGCGCCGGAAGUGCUUUUCCUCAGCGUGAUCCGCUUUUGCUACAGCGGGAGCAAAUCAAAUAUCUGCACGACAAUACUCUUAACUGACGGACAUGAGUUUAUUCGGGACGAAUACGGGUUUUGGGCCCGGGGGAACAGGUGUAUUUGGCAGCACCACCACAGAUAGUCAUAACCCAAUGAAGGAUGUUGAAGUAACAUCACCACCCGAUGACAGCAUUAGCUGUUUGGCGUUCAGUCCUCCUACAAUGCCUGGAAACUUUCUCAUCGGAGGCUCUUGGGCCAAUGACGUGCGGUGCUGGGAGGUUCAAGAUAAUGGGCAAACUGUCCCAAAAGCCCAGCAGAUGCACACAGGCCCAGUGCUGGAUGUGUGCUGGAGUGAUGAUGGAAGUAAAGUCUUUACAGCCUCAUGUGAUAAAACUGCUAAGAUGUGGGAUCUGAACAGCAAUCAGGCUAUCCAGAUAGCACAGCAUGAUGGCCCAAUCAGGACAAUUCACUGGAUAAAAGCCCCAAACUACAGCUGUAUAAUGAGUGGCAGCUGGGACAAAACACUGAAGUUUUGGGAUACGCGUUCCCCAAACCCAAUGAUGUCACUGCAGAUGCCAGAGAGGUGUUACUGUGCAGAUGUGGUAUAUCCUAUGGCUGUAGUGGCCACUGCAGAACGAGGCCUUAUCGUUUACCAGUUGGAAAAUCAGCCCUCAGAGUUUCGCCGCAUAGAUUCGCCACUGAAGCAUCAGCACCGCUGUGUGGCUAUCUUUAAGGACAAGCAGAGUAAACCUACUGGUUUUGCACUGGGCAGCAUUGAAGGACGAGUUGCCAUUCACUACAUAAACCCACCUAACCCAGCCAAGGACAAUUUCACCUUUAAGUGCCACAGGUCCAAUGGAACCAACACUGCCACACCCCAAGAUAUUUAUGCUGUAAACGCUAUCUCCUUCCACCCUGUCCAUGGCACUCUGGCGACAGUAGGCUCUGAUGGGCGCUUUAGUUUCUGGGAUAAAGAUGCUCGCACUAAGCUGAAGACCUCUGAACAAUUGGAUCAACCAAUAACAGCAUGUUGCUUCAAUAACAAUGGGAACAUAUUUGCCUAUGCCUCCAGUUAUGACUGGUCUAAGGGACACGAGUACUACAAUUCCCAGAAAAAGAAUUACAUCUUCUUGAGGAACGCGGCUGAGGAGCUGAAGCCACGAAAUAAGAAAUGAACCGUCAAGCUUCAUCACAUCUUGGAAGACCUGCAUUAGUGGGUAAAAAAGAAAGAGAGACCCCAUUUGGCUAACACCUGGACCAAUGGCGUGGCAAUGAAUAUAUUUUAUGGACCAAUCAGAAGGGGCCAACUGCUAAUAAGCAAUGGUGACGUGAGCAGUGGCUUUUCAGAUGACUAAGGAAACUAUGCUUUGGUGUUCUUGUUGUAAUUUAAUGUACCUUUUUCUUUCUUCUUGAAGUUAUUACUUGCAGCUGUUUUUUUUAUACCACCUUCCAAACAAAAUGCAUUUUCACCUCGAUUUUGCUUUCUCUGCUUGGUCUAGAAUCAGAUUGCUUGUGAAAACAAUUAUAAUAAAUGUAUCCAAAGCUUUCACUGCA